This is a messenger RNA of Anneissia japonica, 2417 nucleotides long. Its product is annotated as amidase-like. The coding region runs from base 76 to 1674 and encodes 532 amino acids. The transcript is spliced from 12 exons. Gene Ontology annotation, molecular function: catalytic activity. Lineage: Eukaryota; Metazoa; Echinodermata; Crinoidea; Comatulida; Comatulidae. The record is from RefSeq and is a predicted model, not a curated record.
GUUUGUCGUCACUUCAAGAUGUCUACCGAUUCGUGAAAAAGGCUUAUUUGUCAAUUGCAACAUAACUGAAUUGCAAUGAGUGAUCAUCAGCAAUCCGAUUUAAAUGUAGUGGCAACAGGUUCAUCAAAUGACCUCUAUAAAUCUUCUCCUGUUCGAAUUCCGGGUCCUAGGAAAGUAGAAGAACUUGCCAAACGCAUUGGAAUCGAUCUGAGUGACGAUGAAGUUCAGGAGUAUAGUGAGUUGAUAAAGGGGCUUAUGGGGUGUUUCGUCUCUGUGGAAAAAAUACCAGAGCCGACACUACCGGUAAAAUAUCCAAGACUUCCCGGAUACAGGCCAUCGGCAGAGGAAAAUCCUCUAAACGCAUGGUACUGGAAAACUAACAUAGAGGGGGCGCCGGCAGGCAUUCUGAAAGGGAAGAGCGUGGCGAUCAAAGACAACAUUGCCGUUUAUGGAGUUCCUAUGAUGGGCGGAUCAUGGAUAAUUGAGGGCUAUGUACCAGAGUUUGACGCUACCGUAGUGACCCGGAUUCUCGACGCAGGUGGUGUAAUUAAAGGAAAAUCUGUUUGUGAAGAUUUCUGUAUAUCGGGGGAGAGCUUCUUUGGAGCUAAAGGUCCAGUAUUGAACCCUCAUAAUAAGCAAUACAGUGCCGGAGGAUCAAGCUCGGGUAGUGCGGCUUUGGUUUCAGCUGGUGAGGUAGACAUGGCUAUUGGUGGUGACCAAGGUGGGUCUAUCCGCCUUCCUUCAAGUAUAUGCGGCAUCGUUGGUUUAAAACCUACGCAUGGGCUUGUGCCAUACACAGGAGCACAGUCGAUCGAACCAACUGUUGAUCACCUUGGGCCUAUGGCGAACACGGUAUACGACUGUGCCUUGUUGCUUGAGGCGAUAGCUGGUUACGAUGACGGAUUGGAUCCGAGACAGAAUCAGACAAAAAUAUCACCAGUAAAGUACACCAAAGAGUUGGAAACAUACAACCUUUCCGAAUUUAAAAUUGGUGUGCUUAAAGAGGCCUUUGAACAAAAGGAAUCCGAUCCUAAAGUGAACCGCCUGAUUAAGGACGCUUCAGUUCUCUUACGUGAUGCUGGGGCUGGUGUCCAAGAAGUGUCGGUACCAAUGCACAAAGAUGGUCCAAACAUGUGGUUUUGCGUUGGAUACCAAGGUGUUGCCGAUACACUGAUGAGAGGAAAUACUGUUGGUAGUGGCUUCAAAGGAUUUUAUCCGACAAGCCUAGUUGAUGCUGUUGGUAGAGGCAUCCAGGCCCAGCCUAACGAUCUGCCACAUACAGCAAAGCUCUGUUGGAUGAUUGGAGAGUACAUGAAACACGAAUACCAUGGACGGUAUUAUGGGAAAGGUCAAAAUUUGGGAAGAUUACUCGCCGCCGAAUUCGACAAAGUGUUCCAGGACUUUGACGUACUGUUAAUGCCAACGAUCCCAUAUCCUCCAUCUAAACUUCCACAGAAGGAUACAUCUAUUACUGAUCUAAUUACAAAAUCAUAUGGCGUUAUAAAUAAUACCAUUGUCUUCAACUUGACUGGUCACCCAGCACUGUCCAUCAACGCUGGCUUCAUAGAUGGUCUACCAAUCGGGAUGAUGUUAGUCGGGAAGAUGUUCGACGAAAUAACAUUACUGAAAGUGGCUAACGCGUAUGAAAAACUGCGUGAUUCAGCACCCAAAUAACAAGGAAAUCACAUUUCAAAUAGGCCAACAUAUACGUAUGCAUAUAUAUACACCCACAUACAUAUACAUUAUAUAUGUAAACACACAUACAUAUACAUAUAUACAUAUAUAUAUAUAUAUACUGUAUAUAUAUAUAUGUAGGCUUAUUUGAAUAACUAUGUAUAAUUAUAUGCUAUAAUUUUAGAAUCCAUAAAAAUACUCCUACUUAUAAUAAACUUAUCCAUAAAAUAUCACUUCAUUGCAUCAAAAACAAGUAAAGGAAACAUGAAACUCAUCAGUAUCAGUAUUAUUUUGCUGUUAAUUUCCGUACUGAUAGUAAUUAUCUGUAUUGUUUUGCUGUUAAUUUCAGUAUUGUUAAUACUUAUCAAUAUUAUUUUGCUGUUAAUUUCGAGAAGUUAAUAUUUGAUUAAUACGUGUAUCAUUAAUUGUAUUACCUUUAAUCCUGUGAUCUUAACUUUGUGGAUGUCUUUUAACAAAAUUCAAUGUAUUCUGUGUUGUAGAAUAAGCUUUUAUCAUAUUUAAAAUAAAAUCUCUUCUCAAUUGUAUUAAUUUAAACAGGAUCAUUCAGACUGUUACCCUUGUCUGAAAUUGUAUUCUGUAUAAAUAUGUUUUAAAUAAAUUUAAAAAAAAUGAAUGACUAGUUUUCAUUGUGAUACAAACUUAACUGAAUUAUAUAGCUUUGCGCCAACUCCUUCAACAAUGCUUCCUUUAUUAUGAAUAAUAAAUUUCAUUACCGAUUAUUA